GAUUUGUUAGUGACUACAAAAGAUAAAACAGUAACCCCUGAUUCAAUUUGGUCCUUCUUCGAAGUUGCAUGCAUGGCAGCAGACAAGCGCAAAACACCCGCCAUAUAUCUUCUAUUGUUCGAGGCCAUAUCUCUCUCUACAUGCACUACUUUUAACCUCCAAACAAAAAAACCGCAUUCACCUUUUCAUGCUUUUCUUAAUACUACUGUUUCUUUCUUUCUUCUUCUUUUUUCUUAUGAUUUGCGUUUCCCAAAUCCUACUUACAUACCCAAGAAACAUAAAUGUUAAAAAAUCUCUGAUAUAACAGAUGUUGGGUUUGGGAUUUGAACUUUGAAAUACUAUUCUCUAUAAAACCCUUACUGUUCAGAACACAAUUUUCUUCUCUUUUGUUGUUCAUCAACAAGUUAGAUUUCGUUAGUACUAAUCUAACAGAACCAAAGAAAACAAAGAAAUUAAAAAGAUCGAUGGUGCUGCUUAUUAUAAGGUUUAAGAGUAGUUUUGUGCUUGGAAUUCUCUUCAUUCUAGUAGCAUUUAGAGAUUCUAUUAAUGCGCAUACCCAACAAGCUCUUGAGAAAAAGCCGGCGGGAACAGAGAAUGGGUUUUGGAUGAAUAGAAGGAAUGUUGUGUCAGUUGAUCAGGAAUUUUUCGAUGGUGUUCCAACAGCGGCUGAUAUGACAUCGGAAAACAACAAAAAGCUCGGAGGAAGAAAAAUGUUGGUGACCGCUGAUAACGAUAGAAAGACCACGAUAAAACACGAAAAUGCAGGACAAUUUAUUGGAGAGGCUACUACUAAGAUUUCAGGUGCUGAACAUUCUUCUGUUGGAAACACUGACAAGUCUCAAAAAGGGAAUAAUGAAGGGGGUGAGCUGAAUGUAGAAUCUAACAAAUUCAUGAGUAACACUGAUAGAAGUAGUCUGCCAGUGAAUGUUAGUCUAGGUGAUUCUAUAGCUGUGAGUGCUGAUUAUCUUGACCCAAGACCUCACCCACCUAAAAAUAACUGAUCAGAAGAUGAAGAAAUGUUGCGAGAGCAGUUUUUUUUAGACAAAGUUCUUUUUAUUUUGGUUUUCUUUUACUUUUUCCGUUUCUUCUCUUUCAGUGAAAAAAGAAGUGUCAAAUAUCACAAAUGUA
Papaver somniferum (opium poppy) is the source of this 1128-nucleotide messenger RNA. RefSeq lists its product as uncharacterized. The transcript has 3 exons. Lineage: Eukaryota; Viridiplantae; Streptophyta; Magnoliopsida; Ranunculales; Papaveraceae. Gene Ontology annotation, molecular function: growth factor activity. Gene Ontology annotation, biological process: regulation of root meristem growth. The coding region runs from base 465 to 1001 and encodes 178 amino acids. The record is from RefSeq and is a predicted model, not a curated record.